CACUAGCCACGACUCUAGGAUACAGGACGGACCAAUAGCUUCCGCGCCGUCUUGACCUGAACAAGUGCAACUCUAUAGUUCCAUAAGCUGGAAAAUGGAACAAGACUUUCCCGGAAGUAUUGAACUCCGGUGUGCUUUAGGGGAUUCCUAUGAACAUCAGAGCCUAAACAUGAUACCGCUUAGUUUUGAGCUGGGAGGUAACAUGAUAUCAGCUAGCAUGUUCAAGGAGCAGAAUGCAAUGUAUUACUUUAAAGGCUGUUCGGGAUCAGCCAGGAGGGCCUGGCCAUCGGCGGGCCCGUGCCUGGCAAGGCGACCGCCACCAGCAACUUCAUGACGCAGUUUCAGAAGAAGGUCUUGGACAAGAUCCUGCGACCGUCAACUAUCACUGCAGACCACGGUGCUGUGGCAGCCGCAGUGGGAGCUGAGGCAGUGGAUACUGCGGCUAACGACGGUGAUGGUGCAGCAGCGAGGGCAGCCGCUGGGGACCACGAACAGGCGGUGGGUGGCGGAGAGGCUGCUGCCAUGGGCACGCAUGCCGUGGAUGGUGGCACGGGUGGCGGCCGCACAGCAGGCGUCGCAGCAGCAGCAACCGCAGGGGGGGACACCGGCACGGGUCCCAGGCAGGGCGAGGCGGGCGUUGCCCAGGUAGAAAACCUAGCAGUUUGGAACCUGGGGAGCAUGUUUAACAAGGUCGAGUGGUGCUGA
Messenger RNA from Volvox carteri f. nagariensis, 705 nucleotides. RefSeq lists its product as uncharacterized. Bases 331 to 705 code for a protein of 124 amino acids. The record is from RefSeq and is a predicted model, not a curated record. NCBI's taxonomy places the organism in Eukaryota, Viridiplantae, Chlorophyta, Chlorophyceae, Chlamydomonadales, Volvocaceae. The transcript has a single exon.